Messenger RNA from Talpa occidentalis (Iberian mole), 3456 nucleotides. RefSeq names its product cell adhesion molecule 2 (gene CADM2). Lineage: Eukaryota; Metazoa; Chordata; Mammalia; Eulipotyphla; Talpidae. The transcript has 10 exons. The coding region runs from base 455 to 1438 and encodes 327 amino acids. The record is from RefSeq and is a predicted model, not a curated record.
GAGGAUUCAGUGUUUUGGAUUCAGAAGACUGUUGUGGGCCUCUCAAGGUGGAGGCCUCCAGCAGCCAGCCACAGAUAGUAAAUUUUGGAGGCUUUGCAAGUAGCUGAGCGACUGAAACUGUUCCCGUUUUACUGCUAUUAUAGCCUGGCAGAAAAAGGCGAAGACCUGGAGCUAGGCGCCUCCCUGAGAUGGCAGCCAAGGGCAGUUUCCACUAACACAGAAUGUAACGGUUGUUGAAGGCGGAACUGCAAUUUUGACCUGCAGGGUUGAUCAAAAUGAUAACACCUCCCUCCAGUGGUCAAAUCCAGCUCAACAGACUCUGUACUUUGAUGACAAGAAAGCUUUAAGGGACAAUAGAAUUGAACUGGUUCGAGCUUCCUGGCAUGAAUUGAGUAUCAGCGUCAGCGAUGUAUCUCUUUCUGAUGAAGGACAAUACACCUGUUCUUUAUUUACAAUGCCUGUCAAAACUUCCAAAGCCUAUCUUACUGUUCUGGGUGUUCCAGAGAAGCCUCAAAUUAGCGGGUUUUCAUCACCAGUCAUGGAGGGAGACUUGAUGCAGCUUACUUGUAAAACAUCUGGCAGUAAACCUGCAGCUGAUAUAAGAUGGUUCAAAAAUGAUAAGGAAAUUAAAGAUGUAAAAUAUUUAAAAGAAGAAGAUGCAAAUCGCAAGACGUUCACCGUCAGCAGCACGCUGGAUUUCCGAGUGGACCGCAGCGAUGACGGCGUGGCAGUCAUCUGCAAAGUAGACCAUGAAUCCCUCAAUGCCACCCCUCAGGUGGCGAUGCAGGUGCUAGAAAUUCACUAUACACCAUCAGUAAAGAUUAUACCAUCCACUCCUUUUCCACAAGAAGGACAGCCUUUAAUUUUGACUUGUGAAUCCAAAGGAAAACCACUGCCAGAACCUGUUUUGUGGACAAAGGAUGGCGGAGAAUUACCAGAUCCUGAUCGAAUGGUUGUGAGUGGUAGGGAGCUAAACAUUCUUUUCCUGAAUAAAACGGAUAAUGGUACUUAUCGAUGCGAAGCCACAAACACCAUUGGCCAAAGCAGUGCAGAGUAUGUUCUCAUUGUACACGAUGUUCCCAACACUUUGCUUCCCACUACUAUCAUCCCCUCCCUUACCACUGCAACAGUCACAACCACUGUAGCCAUAACAACCAGUCCAACCACAACUGCAACAACCAACAGCAUCAGAGAUCCCAAUGCUCUGGCUGGCCAGACUGGUCCUGAUCAUGCUCUUAUAGGAGGAAUAGUGGCUGUAGUUGUAUUUGUCACUCUGUGUUCUAUUUUUCUGCUUGGUCGUUAUCUGGCAAGACAUAAAGGAACAUAUUUAACAAAUGAAGCUAAAGGAGCUGAAGAUGCACCAGAUGCUGACACAGCCAUUAUCAAUGCUGAAGGCAGCCAAGUCAAUGCUGAGGAGAAAAAAGAGUAUUUCAUUUAAAAUGUGGGCCAAGAUUCUAAGUUUUACUUACCAGGCUGGCUGCUGGAGAAAACUGGCUAUCAUCUUUCAGAAUUCAUUUCUACCAUCUUCUGCUACCUUUAUUAACUUCCAUACUGUACUGCUAUCAGUAGCCAGUGUAUACCAACAAUCAGCUGUCAAAAGCAUCAUUCUUUAAUUACUGUACCAUCCAUAAUGCAGGACAUUUCUUACUGCCUAAAUUCCACAUCAUUGCUCUUUUAACAUACAGUGCUUGAAUAUACAGCCUUAACAAUGUUAAUCAUCUCCUUGGACCAUGAUAUUGAAUUGUUUUUAUACAUUGAAAGAAAUGUAUGAAGUUUUUUUUUCCCCCCUCAUUCUUUUUCCCCUUCAAAUCAUAUACCUUCUCAGCUUACCAUUGGACAGUUUCACAAGGAACAGGAAAAGGUGAUGACCGAAUGUGCUUAAGUUUAAUCAGAGAUUAGAGGUUUACAAAUAAUGUUUUCUACAUGUCUUCCUUCAAAGACAUGAUUUGGAAACAUACCCUAGAAAACAUACACUGAAAACACUAGUGUAGAUUCUGGAAUGUUUGAGAUUAUAUUGGUAAUGCUGCAUCAAUUUGCUAUAUGAAAUUAUAGUAUUUGAUACAGGAGCCUUGUGUAUGGAUUCUAAUGAUGACAGACAUCUUAUAUAAUUAUAGAGAUCCUACCUUUAGGUUAUUUUAGCUUCACUUACCAAUACAUUGAUCCAAACAUUUUACUACUUUGGGAAUAACAAAGAUUUCAUCCAUUUCUCUAAUUUGAUUCUAUAAUUUAUUUGUUCCACAAGGAUUCACAUGCCUAAACAGAACUGAAAUAUCCAUAGGGCACAAUUUUGAGACAUUUUAGUAUUUGUAUAUAGUGCAUAUAAUAAAUCCACUUAAACAUUAUUUGAUACAUAUUUAACUUUUUUGGCUGUAGGUAAUUCAGUCAUAAAUAAGCAUUUUCUAAUGUCCAUUAUAUCCCUUUAGAUAUUAUUACUUAAACCAAUAUUAUAAGUAGAUAACAUGUGUUAGUAUUUUUGUCUGUAUGUCCUAGCACUGUUCAACAACAAAUUUUUCUAGUUCUUGUUAAUUUUUAUUUGUUAUACAACGGAAGCACAAUGUUAUAAGGAAAGGUAAUUUUAAGCUAACAACCAGUGCACAGCCUCAGGUUUUAAAUUACAACCACAGUUGAAUAAUAACCUAAAAAUAAACUCUUAGUUUGCUAAAAAUUUACAAAUUUUAAUUUGACCGUUCCAGAACUGCUUACCUAUGUUGGUUUGCCAAAAAAGAUGUGUUUAAAAUAUGUUUUCUGUAUAAAUGAACUAAUUCUUUAUAUUAAAUUCCUGUCUAUGCAUUUUGUGAGGUACAAACUUAUAAAACAGUGAGUAAUAGAGAAUUUCUGCCAUGCUUUUAACUCCAAGGUGAAAGUCUCUUUCUCUGGAUUAUUUCUGAAAUUUUUGGUGUAUUUAACCAUUAAGAAAUACUGUAUUCUUAAAUAUGACACAGAGUCAACCUAAAGUCAUAUUAUUUCUUCUAGUAAAAUAUAAUAUUGCUAGAUUAGUUCUCAUUAAAUUUAUUAUAUGCUAAAGAUUCAAAAUCCAGUUAGAUAAAAAUUAUUUUCCCAUUCACAAACAUUGCACCUUUAAGAAGAAAACAAAUGUGACAAUAUGGUAGCUAUACUUGAGAUGUCUGAAAGCAUGAUGGCCUAUGGUUUUAAAAAUAAUAUCUUGGAAUUUAUUUUUGGGGAAUGAGAAUGGUUGAGUAUGACAUCAUGUAUUAAUAUCAAAUGAAAGACAAGGGUGCUGUAUCUUAUUUAUCAGAAAGUAUAAAUCUUUUAAAGACAACAUUAGAAUUUUUAAAUUGUUUUUUCUUAUUGUUGAAGCAUUUAUCUUGUUGAUUUCUUACAAAAGAAAAAGGACGAUGUCAGUCAAGCAGCACUUUUUCAGAAUAUACAGAACAUAAAUAAUAUGAUGUGGUUGAGUGUUAACAUAAUAAAUCAUAUACAGUAUGACAUUUUAAG